UUGCAACUCUCUUUGUGUUACGUUCUGUAUAAACUAGGAAAUUAGAUGAGUUACUUCACGUGCUUUGCAGAGAUAACUUCAAAAAGAAAAAGAAAAACAAAAGUUUAGAGGCCCGUGAGUCUGUGGCAUCUCUCUCUUUGCAAAACGUUUGCACGGACGCGUGACACGUGAGCAUGGUUGUACAUUAGAGACAAAAAGCUGCCCUCUUUCCUCCUUCCAUUAUUGUUGAGUUACACAGUUUCUUGGUUUUUUUUUUCUUGAUGGUUUAAUCUACUCACGAAAACACUAUACUUUCUCUUCAGGGCAUUGACAAAUUUUCCAGCUUAAACUUGUAGGAUCAGUGUUUUAUCGGGAGUAAAUGGCUACUUUUCAUUCUGUUAAAGAUGCAGUGAAACUCUUGGAUGCUGGUUUCGCUGGAGGAAAACAUCUCAACAAUAGGCAAGAACAGGGAGUUUUGGCCGAAGAGACAAAUCUCUGUUUCUGGAAUAAAGAGAUUAACAAGUUGAAAGAAAAAAUAAAGAAUGCUGAUAUGGCGAAGACUGAGGCUUUGUUAGAGCUUGAGGAAGCUAAGAAAACGAUUGAGCAUCUCAAUCACAAGCUGGGGAUUAGGAGGAACAUGAGAAAUGAUAAAGAAGCUUUAGAUUUGAGUAGUAAUGUGAGAGUUGUGACUUCGGAGCUAGGCUUUGCCAAGGUAUUGCUUCAAAGAGUAGCUGAGGAGGAGGAGAGUCAAUUGGGAAUUAGGCAGAAUAUGAGAAAUGAGAAAGCUUUAGAUUUGAGUGGUAAUGUGAGCGUUGUGACUUCGGAGCUAGGCGUUGCUAAGGAAUCGCUUCAUAGAGUAGCUGAAGAGGAGAGUGAAUUGUUCAUGUUAAUGGAGUCUCUUAAGCUCGAGCUUCAAAACGUGAAGAAAGAACAUUCACAGCUUAAAGAGAAUGAGCAGAGAGAAACAGAUCAAGCCAUUGAGGAGCUGAAGAAAGAAGCCGAAGAUGCAAAGACCGAACUCUUGCUGCUCGAAGAAGAGCUCAAGAUUGCUCUAUUCGAGGCUGAAGAAGAAGGAAAACCUGCAGAGGAACACGGCAAGGAGCGCUUAAAUGUUCAAGAGACUUUGGAUCCACAAUCUGAUGAAAGAGUUGUAGCUGAGGUGAAAGAAAGUGUUGGUGAACUAACUGAGACGGAAGCAUUAAGAGCUUGCAGAGAUGAACUACUCAAGAAACUAGAGAUGAGUGAGAGAGAGAUUGAAGAUAUAAAAGCUGCAACACAAGAUGCUUUGAAGAAAGCAGAGAUGGCUAAAGAAGCCACAGUUGUCGUGGACGCAGAGCUUAAACGACGGCGUAAAGCAGCGAGUAGGAUCUUGGCAGAAUCCAAAAUGUGUGCCAAAUCAUUUCCCUCUGCAAAGGAAGUGCACAAGUCAAAAACGAGAUCCAAAGAAACUUGUUUGGUCAAGUGUUAGAGGAAUCUGCUUCAACUUUUGUAAUUGUGAAAAUCUCUCAACUCAUAGAUAGAAUAAGUCACUGUGUUCCAAAGUAGGAAGCGUAAUAAGGUGUUGAUCGACCGGCGAUUUGGAAUUUUGUAAAGAGUUCAAUAAACGUAAAGUUUAUUCUAGAUUGUAUAAUAUCCGGAUUGAGUGGAAAAAGUU
This is a messenger RNA of Eutrema salsugineum, 1633 nucleotides long. RefSeq names its product WEB family protein At3g13190. Lineage: Eukaryota; Viridiplantae; Streptophyta; Magnoliopsida; Brassicales; Brassicaceae. The record is from RefSeq and is a predicted model, not a curated record. Bases 359 to 1447 code for a protein of 362 amino acids. The transcript has 2 exons.